GUCGGCGCGCCUGCGAACUUCGGCAUGGGCUAUCAGUCGUAUGAGGUUUAUGUGUGGACGGUGGCGCCCCGAAGUCCGCCCUGACUCAGGAACAGACCUUUUAUUUCGUCGACAUCACAUUUUGCAGAGAAAUCGCUCUCUCCGUCGUGUAAACGGUCACUUGGGUAGACAGAAGACAGGCCUCGACAAGAAACUGAAUUCACUAUUUGACUGUCCCGCAUCCAGCUGCAGCAUGUCAUUCACCAGCCCGGCUUCUGUGAUGUCCCAAAGAAUGGUGUGGGUGGACCUGGAGAUGACAGGCCUGGACAUUGAGAAGGACCAGAUCAUCGAAAUGGCAUGCAUUAUUACAGACUCUGAACUAAAUAUUUUGGCAGAGGGGCCCAACUUGAUCAUCAACCAAUCAGACGAACUGCUAGAUGGAAUGUCAGACUGGUGUAAAGAGCAUCAUGGCAAAUCAGGCCUGACUCAGGCAGUAAGAGACAGCAGGAUAAGCCUGCAACAGGCUGAGUACGAGUUUCUUUCCUUCAUCAGACAGCACACUCCACCAGGACAAUGUCCCCUUGCUGGUAACACUGUGCAUGCUGACAAGAAGUUCCUGGACAAGUAUAUGCCACAGUUCAUGUACCACCUCCAUUACAGAAUCAUUGAUGUCAGCACUAUCAAGGAGCUUUGCAGACGGUGGUUCCCACAGGAAUAUAAGCUGGCGCCUCAGAAGAAGGCAUCCCACAGGGCCCUAGAUGACAUUCAAGAGAGUAUUAGAGAGCUGCAAUUCUACAGAGCCAAUGUGUUCAAGUACCCAAUAGAAGAGAAGAAGCGCAAGAUUGUGGAGAACGGGGACAGCAACAAGAGUGUCUGCACAGCAAAAUGAAGAGUAAAUCCAGAGUUUAAAGUCUCUGCGUUAAUAUGCAAGAGAAAGCUGUUUCGUCAGUUCAUCGUUGUCAUCUGACUGUUUUAAUUUCAUUUAGUUGCUGAGUAGUCAUAGUUAUGGAUGUUUUUUUUUUCCAGCAUGAGCCAAAAUUUCAAAGUCAAGUUUUCAACUUGGACCAAAGUCGGGGUGAAAAACUUGUUAAAAAGACAGCUUUGUUUGCUUUCAUGCGUUUGUUGCAAAAGUUGACUUGUGUUUAUUUAAUCAGUUUUGUUUGGGAUUUACUUAUCAUGUUCCUUUUUUUUUAAGGAAACCAGACAAGACAAUAAAGUCACUGUUAAUUUAGAGAAAUGACAUUCAACAUUAAAAUUUGAAAGGUUUAUUCAUGACAUACUUCACUUACAAGUACAAUGAGCAGUGAAAUGCUUUUUUUUUUUUUGCAAACUCCAAGCUGUGUAACAAGAAGAAGUAGAACAACAAGAUAGGAAUAAAAUUUUAAGUUAAAAAUCUGGGGUGUAUACAGAAGGUAUACUCUUGAUAAAUAUUUAUACACAAAUGUGCAGUUAAUGUACAAAUGUUUAAAAGUCUGUGUGAAGGAAAGUGUCAAAAGGCAAAAUGUUGUUGUAACAGUUCUUAGGCUGUAUACACACUGUUAUUAAUGUUAUUGUUCAAGUUAAUUCAAGUUGCUUGUGUCAGCGUGCCACCCAUAUUCAUAGUAUCAAUGUCUAGACUUCAACACAAGGUGGCAGUGUGAACAUUUGCUUAUUCUCACCAAGUGUAGUUUUAUUUGGAGUAUGGCAGAACCAGAGCCGGAAACCCUUAAAAAUGGAAACUGUUCUAAAGCUUUGGCUGAGAAAAAACCACAUAAUAAAUGAAUAGACAAUAAAAGAAAUUGUAAUUGUAGAAUAACAUGUUGAAAUUCACAUUAAUAUGUUCAUUUUAAGUAGGGGUGGAACCACAGAAUUCACCGUUUGGUUCAUAUCACGGUUUUGGUGUCACGGUUUUCGAUUCAGUACGUUUAUGGUACUGGGGAGGAGCAUUGGUAAUUUCAACAAAAAAGAAAAAAAAACUAUUUGCCUCAACUACUUUCUGGCUAAGAACAUAAGGAACAUAAUAGUCAAAUCUUAAUCAAAAGAAUAGGUUUUCUAAUUGGUGUAAACAAAAAAUGCAGCUUUGUUAUAAAAAUGGUAACCUUGUAGACUUAAGGCCAUUAAAAUAAAGUGUAGCAUAGAGCUACGUAGGCUGUG
This is a messenger RNA of Lampris incognitus (smalleye Pacific opah), 2112 nucleotides long. RefSeq names its product small fragment nuclease (gene rexo2). The coding region runs from base 41 to 868 and encodes 275 amino acids. Lineage: Eukaryota; Metazoa; Chordata; Actinopteri; Lampriformes; Lampridae. Gene Ontology annotation, cellular component: mitochondrion. The record is from RefSeq and is a predicted model, not a curated record. Gene Ontology annotation, molecular function: nucleic acid binding; 3'-5'-RNA exonuclease activity. The transcript has 7 exons.